AUGGCAGGCACCCCGCCGCCGCUGCACCCGGCGCUGGAGCCGAUAGCGUUCAUGCUGGGUCGAUGGCGUGGCGAGGGCGAGGGCGGUUACCCGACCAUCAACUCGUUUAGAUACAUUGAGGAAAUCACCCUCACGCAUGCCGGAAAGCCGGCGAUGGCGUACGCGCAGAAGACGUGGCGCGCGGAGUCGGGCGAGCCGAUGCACGCGGAGAGCGGGUUCUGGCGGCCCAAGCCGGACGGCACCCUAGAGAUCGUGAUCGCUCAGAGCACAGGGCUUGCUGAAGUGCAGAAGGGCAGGUAUGACGCGGAGGCCAAGACAAUCGCCGUGGAGAGCGAGCUCGUUGGCAACGCCACCAAGUAUUUUCUUGCCUUCCUCGCCCCUCUCUCUUUCCCCAUCCCCGUCCUUCAUCCCGUCGACCUCACCUCCCCUCUCCACGUCUGCUACGCCCAUGACCCCCUUCACUACCAUGCGCUAUCAUGCCUCCUCAUCCCGUGCCUCCCCUCAUGUGCGUGCCAUGGAGGGCAGGUACGGCGCAUAGUGAGGCACUUCAGGCUGGAGGGCGAGGGCACACUGGCGUACACAGUGGAUAUGGAGACCACCUCGCAGCCCAUGCAGAAGCACCUUGAUGCCCGCCUCAAGCGCCUUGAUUGA
Messenger RNA from Closterium sp. Naga37s-1, 651 nucleotides. The record is from the annotation of a GenBank genome assembly. NCBI's taxonomy places the organism in Eukaryota, Viridiplantae, Streptophyta, Zygnematophyceae, Desmidiales, Closteriaceae.